CGUCCAGCCAGCCGUUCAUUAUACGAUUGUUGGCAUCGAGUAAAGAAGUAAAAGUGCAAGAGAGAAGACGUGAAAAAGUUUUUGCUAGUGAAAAAUAAAAAAUCCUACAAAUUGAACGGCACAGCAGAUUAGCAGUGGAAAAAUCGCAAAAUUCAAGCUACUCCUGUGUCUGAGCAAAAUCGGAACGACGCAUACGACUGCAUCAAACCUGCAGGAACAUUUCGGUGUUCGAACCAUCCUUUGCGGGACACUGUCCUCCGAUAGUGCUAAUCUGCAACCGCCCAGACGCGUUGUCGGCAAAACUGUGAUCCUCUAAUAACGAAAAGUUCUCUGUCGAAUCGAAAUCGUUGACAUACAAAUACUACAGACAUUCAGAGCACAACCGGACCCAGCCGACGUUUUGUGUCGAGUUUGAGGUAGCUCAUCAACCAAUUUAUUGAAGAAAAAAUAGCACAUUCAAUUGUACAGAUAAACAAAGACUUAUCAAUCGUAAAUUCAUACAAAGUGCAUGGUGUUAAAAUUUUUUUUAAGUGAUAAGAAGAGACGAAACCGAUUGAAGCAAAAAAGAAGAAAGAAGUGAAAAGAAGAGAGCAAGACUUUUUAAUUUAUUAUUUAUAUAUUAGCUGUAAAAAAGGUAAAACACGAAACAAAAUCAAGUAAAAAGCGGUAUAACAAAGAGCGGAUCCAACGAAACGUUAGAAAGCGAAUGAUAACAAGAUAACAGAAGUCACAAAAACAUAAAAUAGUGAGUUGGAUAUCGUUGUUUCCUCAAAGAAGCAACCGAAAACGGUCAUCAUCCCCGUGAGUCAUUUUAGACUGCUGGAAAAGCGACGCAGUGACGUUUGUAGCAUAAGUGUAAAAAGAAUCAAUUUGUAAGCGCAGAAUACCGGUAGAGUAAUAAGCCAAGCUAGACGUACUCUACUUCAAUCAUCAUGAUGACUGAAACGCUGAAUUCUAAUAAUCAUCUCAGCCAAAAGGGCGAGAACAAAAUGGAUGACAUGGGAUGGAAAGCCAAACUCAAAUUACCGCCCAAAGAUAAUAGAAUUAAGACAAGUGAUGUAACGGAUACUCGUGGUAACGAGUUUGAAGAGUUUUGCCUGAAGCGAGAGCUGCUGAUGGGUAUCUUCGAGAAAGGUUGGGAAAAACCGUCGCCAAUUCAGGAAGCAGCCAUCCCGAUCGCACUAGUGGGUAAGGACAUCUUGGCGAGGGCUAAAAAUGGUACCGGAAAAACGGGCGCGUACAGCAUUCCUGUACUAGAGCAAAUCGAUCCCACCAAGGAUUAUAUCCAGGCAUUGAUCAUCGUGCCCACUCGUGAGCUGGCACUGCAAACAUCACAGAUUUGCAUUGAACUCGCGAAGCACAUGCAUAUCCGGGUAAUGGUGACUACUGGUGGAACCAAUCUCAAGGAUGAUAUUAUGAGAAUAUAUCAGAAAGUUCAAGUGAUUAUUGCUACGCCCGGUCGUAUUCUGGAUCUAAUGGACAAGGAGGUGGCAAAUAUGGCCAACUGCCGUAUGUUAGUAUUAGACGAAGCGGACAAACUGCUGUCGCAAGACUUCAAGGGCAUGCUGGAUCAUGUCAUAAUGAAAUUGCCAAAAGAGCGCCAGAUUUUGCUGUUCUCGGCGACAUUCCCACUGAGCGUGAAGAACUUCAUGGAAAAGCAUCUGCGCGAGCCAUACGAGAUCAACCUGAUGGAGGAGCUCACCCUGAAGGGUGUCACACAGUACUACGCGUUCGUCCAGGAGAGGCAGAAGGUGCACUGCCUUAACACCCUGUUUUCCAAGCUCCAAAUCAACCAGUCGAUCAUCUUCUGCAAUUCGACACAACGUGUCGAACUGCUGGCGAAAAAGAUUACCGAGCUUGGCUACUGCUGUUACUACAUCCAUGCCAAGAUGCAGCAGGCGCAUAGAAAUCGCGUUUUCCAUGACUUCCGAUCCGGACUGUGCCGGAACCUGGUCUGCUCUGAUCUCUUCACGCGAGGUAUCGAUGUACAGGCUGUGAAUGUUGUUAUUAAUUUCGAUUUCCCGAAAAUGGCAGAGACCUACCUGCACAGAAUUGGCCGAUCCGGACGUUUCGGACAUCUCGGUAUCGCCAUCAAUCUGAUCACCUACGAAGAUCGAUUUGAUCUUCACCGUAUCGAAAAAGAGUUGGGCACCGAAAUCAAGCCCAUUCCGAAGGUGAUUGAUCCUGCCCUUUAUGUGCCUCGACCAGAGGAUCAAAAUAGCACACAGGAAGAACAGAACAUUAGCAAAUAAGCCAUCAAUAGUUCCACUAGGCAGUCAUGUAGUACAUCGCUCGACUCCGCCGGUGAUUGCUUUAGGCACUGUCCCUAUGAAUCUGCCCGACCGAAAUUUUAUCAGCCAUAGGUUGAUCUAGCAGUUAAUCCGUAUAAACCCACAAAAAAAAUGAGCCAAGAAGAAUAGGAUCCGGGACAGCAAACAAUAUCCACCGGGCAGUCGGGGAUGUACUUCGUAGCUACAGACACAACUACAACAGAGAAAUGGAGUCUUCAAAUUAUUACAAUUUUUGUUCAACGGAAGGAAAACUUUUUUUAAGAAUCGUUCUUUUGGGAGAAGGAAGAUGCUGAUGAAUUCAAACAAAAUAUCCACAAACUUAAACUACUAUACUAUCGUGCGAAAGAGGCGUAUUGGAAUGGGAGUGUCCGUCGAGAGGAUUAGGAGUGAUCGAGGCCAUCGUGUGAAUGGAUGUGUGCUAGAGCAAAAACGCGUGGAAUCAACCAUCAUCGCUGUGUACAUUUGAAAAAGAGAAACAAGGAGUAGAAUAACCUUCAGCACUUUUGUAUCUCGACUAUUGGUAGACGAAACUAAUAAUAGAAAGCAGGACAUACUGUAAGCGAAUGUAUCUCGGCACUGUCCUAACCAUUCAGUGUACGAGCUUAGCGCUCUUGUAAAUAGAAGAACAGGAACAGCAAAUUCGACGCGAAACCAAGAAUUCAUACCGCCGUCGACGAUUCGGUUGGAAGCAUCGUCAUAAGUGUCGAGAUAUAUUACGCUUUCCAUCACAGUGAGCACUUUCUGCAACAAUUUGAACAACAACGGCACUCAACUACAGUAAAACCGAGCGAGGAAACAGGAGCUGCUUUACAAAAAUUCGGAACAGCGAACUUUGAACGGUAAAAGGCAAGUUUUUUAAACAGUGAAGAAUUGAAAAAGGAAAAUACACAAACAACAUAGAAUGGCAGAUCAAUGUGGAAUCGUUCAUUGUAUACAGCUACUGUUAACGACCUUAAUUCCCUUAUCUUAAAUGAAUUAACAUGUCGUUGCGGUUUGUAAAGGAAGCGCUUCAUACUCGCAGUCCAAAAAGGCAGAACACGGGCUAAAUCUACUGUCUUCGUCCUCAUAAAGUGCAGCGUAAAAAGUCAUUCUGAACACAUUUAUUUUGUUGGCUUUUUGUUUCGUUUACUAUUUUUGCCGGAAAAUGAAUUCGAGUUCAACUUUCAUAUACUCCCAAUAUUUUUUGCGAAACGUAUAAUGCGUUUCUUUGUUCACGAUGGAAGGUCGCAGGUUGGCAUUAUUUGAAUAGAUGAAAGACGAUAAACAUUUCUUAAAUAGUAGGUAAAUUCAACUGAUCCUAAUGUUCAAGUACGUAAAUGCGCGACCUUCCACCGGGUUCUUAUACAUCUUAUUAAAACAAUGUAAACAUUUUGAACCAGUUACAGAUUCUAUCAUUGUUUCUAAAUUUGCAUCCACCAAACUUACUGAGUGGUUUUUACUGUUACAAAGGGAUAAAUUUAUUUUACCAAUCGUUCUGCUCUUCCAAGCAAGACUGGUUUGAUGAAAUUUUAAUGUAGACAUCCAAAAUAAUCUACUGGAGCAGUUCGUUUGAAAUUUUGCAGAUUCUAAAGCUGAAAAGACCAUUUUUCUUGGAGAAGUUUGAAAAGCUCUUUCCGACUUUAGGAACUGAUUAUUAGAAAGAAAAUUAUCGCUUUUGUACGGAUGGUUUCCGGAUUCAUUUCAUUAUUCUGAUAAACUAAAAAGCAUGUUUGCUGCGGAAAUAGCCAACGAUAUCAACUGAGCUGGACAUCAACGUAUGGUUAGCGUAUUUUUGAUUGAUGUCUAGAUCAGUUAUCGCGCUGUUUCGAUGAUCAAUUUAUAGGUUAAGAAUAGAGAAACCGAUCCUUCGUUUAAGAAGAAUUGGUUCCUCGGUGAGAAGUACGCAGGAUUACAAUAACAUUCGAACAGCGGAUGUGCUCAUGCCGUUUCACAUUCGAACUCAAUUAGCUUUCUCAAGUAGCAUAAUUUUCGCUGUUCUGCGUACGACCAAAACGAAAUCAACCAGCAGGUGUUGACCGUUCUAUCUAAACCCUUGCAGCGGCAGCACUCAAAAAAUAAUAGGUGUAUUCAAAACGAAAUUAUUUGAUUUUUUCAAUCUUGAUGGGAAUCUUUCAAAACAUUUUCCCAUUCAAGCGAUACUCAAUGGAUGGCAUUUUAAAAUUACAUUUGAAAAAAAAUGGGGAAUACUCCCACAGAUGUGAUAAAUCGUUUUCAGAAUUAUUCCUAGUAGAAUUAGUACAUCAAUUGGCGGAAUAAGUUAAAAGAAUGCAUGCGAUUGUCGAAUGUGGAUCGUAUAAUUCGAAUUUACGUAUAAACUGUGAAAGCGUCAUAACACCAUCGACGUCCUAGAAUCUCCGGUACGUAAAUUUGAGUUACAGUUAUUGAAAUUGUCAUUCUCGACUUUUUGAAAAUAGGAAAGCAACAUUAACAGGGUGUCCCCCUUGAUUGUUCAGCAAGGGAAUAACGAAGCAAUCGAAUAUUUAAUAUCUGAGACAAUGGUAAAUCCAGGCAAAUCAAUUGUGAUCUCUAUGAAUAAAACAAAUUAUAGGAAAAUACAAGUCACUCCCUCUUUUGUACUUUUUGCCUUAAAAGUUUUAUGAUUUUUUCUUUCCAUUAUGUGCAAUCUACAUUUUUAUUUUCAGUAUUUAAAAGCAUUGACUGCCACUGUUUCGUACUAGAAGUUUUUACAAACGGUAGUUUCUUUAAACAACAACAGAUAACUGAAAAUUCAAAAUAAAAAUCCUUGUGUUAAGAUACAUUAUAAUAGCAUUUGUCUUGUUUUGAGUUAAAAAUCUAUUUUCACCUUUAAAGUGGAUGUGCAAAUAAGAGAGUUAGACCGGUGAAGAGAAAACAAUUACUUCAUAUAGUACCUGUUAUUUACACGAACUAAGAAGAUAAAUGCCAGAAUAGAAGAUAUUCCUAGUGGGUACCGUACAAGUCCGACGAACAGACUACAUCGUUGCCUCAUCCAGGAAAAAAAGACGGAGAUUCGCCACAAAUCAAAGCCAAGUUUUUACCCCCCUUCAAUUGAUCUUUUCUCACCGUUUGCCUUACGUACGGUUUUCUAGUAUCAAAAUUCCUGCAUAGCGACGAGGGUCGCUUUCAAUUUCAGGUAUGCGCCAAAUUUGCUCAAAGAACAGUUAACAGUUAUUACUAUAGGUGAGAAACCUCUACAUGAACCAAUCCAUCUUCGAUCAGAUUACUUCUUGUGUCCGGGAUAGCAGUUUUGAUUGGCUUUGAUUUGUGAGAUGAAAAUUUACAAAAAAAAAAAAACAGAAACAUUGUGAAUUGAUAAAAUUAGUUCUAAAUCUAUUUCCUAUAAUUUCAAAUAGAAGUCUAAGGAACAAAAUCAAACAAGGAAAGCGACCGAAGCGAUGUGUGAAAACAGAUGAAAUCACUGUACCUGAUAUUUGUUAUUGUGAGAAAUAUGUUUAGAAAAGAUUUUAGAUCAAAGCAUGUGAAAAAAGAACAAAAAAAA
Messenger RNA from Aedes aegypti (yellow fever mosquito), 5769 nucleotides. It is a transcript of the gene me31B, whose product is annotated as putative ATP-dependent RNA helicase me31b. Gene Ontology annotation, biological process: cytoplasmic stress granule assembly; P-body assembly. Gene Ontology annotation, cellular component: P-body; cytoplasmic stress granule. Lineage: Eukaryota; Metazoa; Arthropoda; Insecta; Diptera; Culicidae. Bases 933 to 2252 code for a protein of 439 amino acids. The record is from RefSeq and is a predicted model, not a curated record. The transcript is spliced from 7 exons. Gene Ontology annotation, molecular function: ATP binding; mRNA binding; RNA helicase activity.